Aspergillus aculeatus ATCC 16872 is the source of this 330-nucleotide messenger RNA. RefSeq lists its product as uncharacterized. The transcript has 3 exons. The coding region runs from base 1 to 330 and encodes 109 amino acids. Lineage: Eukaryota; Fungi; Ascomycota; Eurotiomycetes; Eurotiales; Aspergillaceae. The record is from RefSeq and is a predicted model, not a curated record.
AUGAAGUCCAUCGCAGCCGCCGCCACUCUCCUCAGCCUCCUCCACGGAGCCACCGCCUCCAUCACCUGGGGCACCAUGUGCACCGGCACCGAGUUCACGGGCACCUGCACAAACUAUCAGAGCACCAAUGUGAACCAAUGCAUCUCCUUCGCCGGCAAGGACGCGAGCUGGAAUGAUAAAGUCCAGUCCGUCAGCGUCUGGGAUGGCAAUGUCUGUACCUUCUGGAUCGAUGUCGGCUGCAGCGGCUCCAGCAGUGGAGCGCUGGAGGGGGCGUUUGCCACCAUUGGCCAGCCUAAGCAGUGGAGUUCGUUCGCCUGCAACUAUGCCUAG